UGCAACCAGCGGCAGAAAACAAGCUGCAGAGAGGCUUGAGUGCAAGCGUAUAUUCAACUUGGUUUGAUACCCGACUGAGUUACACAGGACCUAGCGUUCUUCAUUCCCUGGUAAACCCUGGAUAGGAGGUACAGCACACCCUGGCUGCAGCUGUUGGUUCGGUUCUGUUUGCAAAGGGGUCUUGUAGGAGAAACGGGUGCUUCCCCAAAUCCAUUCGCAAUUUUAAACAGGACCUUUGUUAUCGCGUGGAAGUGGCUGAUGUCACCUAUUAUUACUCACACUUUAUUCCAGAACUUCAUUCCUUUUCAGCCGGGCCUUCGUCUAUAUCGCAGUGCAACGUAUAUGGGAUUCAUCAAAAUAUCGUUGCACAGUGGAUGAUUUAUCAACAACAAAAGCAGUUAAAGACCCUUUAUUUUAUUGUUGAAGCUGUGAUUUGUGUAUUCUUUUUAUACUUUGGAUUCUGAUGUAACCGUUGUGGGAUAUUUGCCUUUAUUGGUUGUUUCAACUCCAGAUGCAUUCGCUGUUGGAUCGAAAGAAGAAAUCAGCCGGAGUGGGGCUGGAUAUGUCCCCGAGCAUCUUGCCCCAAGCCCCGAGGAUGUUCAGCUGUGUGGGGUGCUUCUGGGUCCUCUUAUCGUCGGUUUUAGUUGCGAUUUGCAGUUUCAGUUUUAUCUCGCCGGCGUGGAUUGUCAAAGAGCACCUUAAAAACAAAGACUCGGUGAGCUUCGGGUUACUUUGGCAUUGUUCUGAGUCGAUGGAUAACAUGUACAGCUGCUAUACUUUUGGAGGUCUGGGGAAAUUUGCCGAUAUUCCUUCCAGUUCCUGGCAGACGAGUGCUGUGCUGUGUUCGGGAGGCUGUGCCCUGCUGGCGUUGAGCUCCUUGCUGGCUAUCAUCACCAUUUUCCUUCCCAGUGGGCAAUGUGAGCGGAGGGCGUGCACGCUGGCUGGAUACAUGCAGACAGCAGCAGAAUCCGAGUAUGCAAUUAACGUGUAA
Molecule: messenger RNA, 991 nt
Organism: Polyodon spathula (Mississippi paddlefish)
Lineage: Eukaryota; Metazoa; Chordata; Actinopteri; Acipenseriformes; Polyodontidae
Product: transmembrane protein 211
Exons: 3
Coding region: 512-991 (159 amino acids)
Cellular component (GO): membrane
Source: RefSeq, a predicted model, not a curated record